Molecule: messenger RNA, 4101 nt
Organism: Drosophila pseudoobscura
Lineage: Eukaryota; Metazoa; Arthropoda; Insecta; Diptera; Drosophilidae
Gene: Tmtc2
Product: Transmembrane O-mannosyltransferase targeting cadherins 2
Exons: 7
Coding region: 798-3125 (775 amino acids)
Biological process (GO): protein O-linked glycosylation via mannose
Cellular component (GO): endoplasmic reticulum membrane
Molecular function (GO): mannosyltransferase activity; protein binding
Source: RefSeq, a predicted model, not a curated record
GCGCUUUCAGUCUUCGUUUUGCCUCUGAAUCGUGCGGUCAGCAGCUGGAAACUGAAUUGCAACCCACAGCGCGCUGCCUCGGCCGCGAUGCGACCGACGCUUCAAAUGUGGCACUAAGCACACCAGCAGCAAUAUCCACUAGCAAUUGUUGCGACUGCAACUGCGAAUCGACCGCAGCAGCACCGUCGUAGCGCUAGAACGGGCUAUAUCCGUCGCCUAUCCCAGAUCCUCGAUUGCAGGCCAAAUCAGAGCCGGCCGUCCGGUCCGGUUUCCGGGCUUCUGUCGUCGUCGGCUUUAAAGUAAAGCUCUUAAAGCAAUUUUCGUGCGCUCGCUUUUCGUUUUUCGUUUUUGUUUUCGUGUCGCAUCCCCCGCCGUAUACGUAUACGUGUGUGCCCGUACCCGCACCGUGCCCGGAGUUUCCAGUGGCUGUGCGCUUUACUCCUGGCAGCAGUCGUUCCCCGGAGUCUCCUCGGAGAAUGCGCUGGGAAUGCAUAGACGAAUGCAAAUAAAGCACAAAACUCAUAUAAUUUUCAAGGGAAAACAAAGCCCACACACGUGUGUGUGUGUCCCCUGGCUGGCUACCAGAAGGAAAAUCACAUAAAAUGCAACCAAAUCUGGUGCACAGCAGCAACAAGGAUAGAACACUUGCAUACAUAAAAUAUUUAAGCUAAGUGAUAGCAAAGGCAAUUGCAAUUCAUAAGGAAACUCUUGAUAAGUCCGAGAGCAAGAGCUCCACCUACUCCACCACCACUCUUCGUGAGAGCGAGAGAGACAGAGAGAGAGAGAGAGAGAAAGAGAUGCCUCUGAUGGAGACGCCUUGGCUGCUUUCGGCCAAGGAGAUGGUGGCCGGCGAGGCCUGGCUGAGGCUGCGGCUGAGGUUGCAUAAAUCAAACAUGGACUACACGUGUCUCUUCUGUUGCAGCCUGGCGUUCGCCCUCUAUCUGAACACCCUCAAUGCUGGCUUCGUCUACGACGACAGACGCGCCAUUCUGGGCAAUGCGGAUGUCUCUGGCGGCGGGCCCUGGCAACGGAGCUUCGCCAACGACUUCUGGGGCACCCCGCUGACGGACAGCGGCUCCCACGGCUCCUGGCGACCCCUGUGCGUCCUCAGCUUCCGGCUCAACUAUUUCCUUGGAGGUGGCUUCGCGCCGUGGGGAUUCCACCUGGUAAACAAUCUGCUGCACUGCGUUGCCACGGCUCUGGUGGUGCGCGUGGCACGCACUCUGCUCGCCUCCGUAUGGGCGGUGCUAGCCGCGGGUGCCCUAUUCGCGGCGCACCCCAUCCACACGGAAGCCGUGGCCGGCGUUGUGGGGAGGGCGGAUGUGGCAGCGUGCGUCUGCUACCUGCUCACGUACCUCAGCUAUCUGCGGCACAUGCGCUGGCGCGAGUCCGGCGAUCCCCGCCAGUGGCUGGCCCUGGCCGCGACCCUGAUCCUCGCCCUGGCAGGACUCCUCUGCAAGGAGACCGCCAUCACGGCACUCCUGGUGUGCGCUCUCUUCGAUGUGAUUCGGGGCGUGAGUGGACAGGUGGAUAAGCAACGCCUCCGGUCUGUGUGCAUUGUCCUGGGGGCUCUCUUCUGCAGCGCCUACUGCCGUCUAGUCAUCGUCCCAGGGCCACAGACGGCCUUCUCCAGCGCAGACAACCCCAUUUCCCGCACCCCAUCCGCCUGGACGCGGCUCCUCACGUUUCUUUACCUGCCGGUCUUCAAUUUUCGAUUGAUGCUGCAGCCGCAGGUCCUGAGCUUCGACUGGGGCAUGGAUGCGCUGCCGCGCGUCACCUCCCUGUGGGAUCGAAGGAACGCCCAGUCCGCCUGCUUCUACUCCGUGCUGGUGGGCGUGGCGUGGCACAGCUGUCGGCAGUUGCUCUGCAACGGAGGGGGAAAGGACGUGGGCGGAGUAUCAGUGGCGGGAAUGGCUGGAAAUGCGCCGCCAUUCCCGCAGUACCACAUCCAGAAGGUGGCCGCAAGUCGCAAGUCCCGCUCCAAGCGCAAGCGACUGGCGGCCAGCAACAAGUACCAAGCCUUUGAGGCAGCAGCCGCCUAUCCGCCUAUCCACCAAGAGACGGCGCUUCCAUUCGCUGCCAAACAGCCGUGCAGCAGGGACUGCAACAACAACAGCAGCAGUGGAGCCUAUCCGCAUCCGCAUCACCUCGUGUCUUCCGCCUUCCGCGGCUCCCGGAGCAGCAGCAGCUGCAGCAACAGCACCACCUCCAGCAACAAGAGCUCCGGCAGCAGCUCCUCCUCGAGUUCGAGUUCCAGUUCGAGCUCCAGCUCGAGCACCAGCUCGAGUUCCUGCAGCAGCUCCCUACUGCCACAGCGAUGCUCCUCCGAGUAUCUCCUCGGAGGAAUGUCGCCAAAGAGUCGCCAUGCCUGCAUUAUGCUCAUGUCCUGCUCCUUCCUCGGGCUCCCCUUCCUGCCCGCCAGCAACCUCUUCUUCUAUGUGGGCUUCGUCGUGGCCGAGCGGCUCCUCUACCUCCCCUCCGUGGGGUUCUGCUUGCUGGUGGGCUACGGAGUGUCCCGCCUCUUGGCCUCCUCGCAACGGACACGUUGCACUCUGGUCCUGUGCCUCAGCGUAUGCCUUCUUGCCGCAAUGAGCCUGAGGACGGUGCGCCGCAACGCCGACUGGCGGGACGAGGAGAGCCUCUACAGGAGUGCGAUUGCCGUGAAUCCGCCAAAGGCGUUGGGCAAUCUGGGAAGCGUGCUUAGCUCUCAGGGACGCUACGAGGAGGCCAAACAGGUCCUGCAGGAGGCCAUCCGGUACAGGCCCAACAUGGCGGAUGUGCACUUUAAUCUCAGCAGCGUCGCGACACAACAUAACGGGGGCUACAGGAAAGCGGCAGCAGCAGCAGCAGCAGAGGCAUCAGGAAAAACGGAAAUACAAAGCAGAAAAAAACGAGCGGAGAAAAAGCGAGCGCGGAGUUGCGCUUUGAAUAUUCAGUGCGUCAUUUUGGGUUUCCUUUUUACCGCCUGUCUGUCAACGUCAGAGGAGCGGAGUGGAGCGGAGCGGAGCCGAGGCUUGUCGCAUGCCAGAUUAUUGCUUGUACUUCAUAGUAUUCCAUCGUGCGCCUUCCACCGGGUUGAGCUCCAUCUUUGGGCCUUCGCUUACUGCCCUCCGAGUGGGGGCUAAUGCUACUGUCACAGUCUUCAAGUCAAUGGUUCAGAAUCAGGUCACACACUGCUAAGGCCUCCAUUAUGUGUGCUGUGUGUCCUGCGUGGAAACCCUUCAACAGGGACGACCAGGGAAAAUCCAGGGCCGCCAACAAAGCGAACCAACCACUCGCUAAUCGAAAAUCAAUGUUGUUUGGGGGCCAACCGCAGGAGCAGCAACAGCAGAGGCAGCAACAGCAGCAUUCCAUACUCCUUCUCUGGGAAUACGGAUACACACAUCUUGUAGAUACAUUAUUUACUGCGAUCAAAUCAUCAAUAGGAAUGCUCGCGGCGCCGUCGCUUUCGCUUGCUUGACUGAUUGCCAGGCGACUCCCUCCACAAACACACAAGCACACAUCCACACAUCCACACAUCCGAAGGAGUGUUUGCCAGGACGCAGGACUCGAGCGAGUUCGAGUACGAGUACGAGUACGGGACUGAGGACUGAGGACCGGGGACUAUUGGCAUUCCACCUCCUGCUGCUGGAGAGCCAAACACCGAAACCAGAAAAUCACUGAACUGUAUAAUUUGAUUUUUUACUUUUACGUGUAACGUCAGACAUUCGUUCUUUUUAUUGUUGCCACACACUGACAGCACCAGCAGCAGCAGCAACAACAGCAUCGAUGUGGCAUCAGGCAUCAGGAAAUAGAAAAGUGGGGAAAAAGUGCAUCGCUUUAAGAGGCCCCGCCCCUGCCCUCGCAUCCUUCUUCUGCUGCUUCUGACAAACUAAUUACAUAAAUCCAAGUGGCGUCUCCUCCUUCAAGUGGCAGCAACCCUUCAAACCGUUCCUCCAUUCCAUUCCCCUGCAUUCAGCAGGUCCUUGAGGCACUCCUCAGGCUCUAGUAUCUCGCUGUAGGGCUUAGGCGCUCUAAUUAGAUCACGAGGGCGGCAAGCGGCACAAGUUCAGGCGACAGUCUAUUAAUGUCAACACUUUCACUCUCUCUCUCUCUCUCUCU